CCCUCUGCUUUCCCAUAAUUCCUAGAGCGGUGGUUGUUUGCUUCACGGUGGGAGACGUAAAUCCAGAGGAUUGUACGACAGAAGGCAAUAAAAACGAAUAUGGCGUCCAGUUCUCCCACUCUGACGAUUGGAGUUGUAGGAUUUGGGCAUUUAGGACAGUACCUGGUGGACAGGCUCCUUAAAGAUGGACCCAGCCUCGGUCUGACUCUGGGUUUUGUCUGGAACAGGAAUUCUGACAAACUCAAGGGUCUGGUUUCACCCGAGCUCGUUCUGGAUGACCUCUCAUCUUUUGCUAACAGGCAGUGUGAUGUGAUUGUAGAAGUUUGCCAUCCUCAGAUUGUGAUUGAAUAUGGAGUCCGUUUUCUGUCCAAGAGUCACUUCAUGGUGGGAUCUCCCUCCGCCCUUUCUGAUGCUGAUCUGAACCAAAAUCUGCGUCAAGCGUCUGAACAACAUGGCAGGACGCUUUAUGUCCCCAGUGGUGCAUUAUGGGGAGGCCAGGACAUCCAGAGGCUGAACGAUAGCGGGACUUUGAAGGCUCUGUUCAUAAGAAUGUCUAAACAUCCGUCCUGCUUCCGACUGAAAGGAGACAUCCCCGCCGACUUGAAGGAAGGAAGGAGAGUUUUAUUCCGAGGCUCGGUGGCAGAGCUGUGCCCACUCGCUCCCAACAACGUGAACACCAUGGCGGCAGCAGCAGUGGCAGCGGGAAUGCUGGGAUUCACUGGUGUUCAGGGAGAAAUCGUAUCAGACACAGAGUUACAAGACCAUCAUGUGGUGGAGGUGGAGGUGACUGGGUCUGAUGGUUUCUCGGUACGGACAGUCAGGAGGAAUCCAGCCAAACUCGGAGCGGUCACUGGGAAGGCUACAUACCAGUCAUUCUGGAGCAGUUUACUCAUUUGCAAAGGCCACGGAGGCAGAGUUUACCUGUGCUGAGGAGGAUGAUGAACAUGGGAGGAAGAUCCCUUUUCCAAAUCCCGUAUAAAUUACAAGGAUCAUGCUGGAUAUGUAGGGUGGUACGGAGCUUCUACGAACCCCCUGACCUCAGCGUAUGGGCUUCAAUAAACUGAAUAAGCAGA
Messenger RNA from Nothobranchius furzeri (turquoise killifish), 1073 nucleotides. It is a transcript of the gene aspdh, whose product is annotated as aspartate dehydrogenase domain containing. NCBI's taxonomy places the organism in Eukaryota, Metazoa, Chordata, Actinopteri, Cyprinodontiformes, Nothobranchiidae. Gene Ontology annotation, molecular function: NADP binding; L-aspartate dehydrogenase [NAD(P)+] activity. The record is from RefSeq and is a predicted model, not a curated record. Gene Ontology annotation, biological process: NAD+ biosynthetic process.